AUUUUGCGAGCGACGAGCGAAAUUCGCAUCUCCUUCAUGUGUCUUUUCAGGGUUGCCACCCAGCCGAAACUGUCUUGUGCCUCGUCAGCCCUGGUGACGAUGCCAGACUGUCGCCAGGCAAAAAUGUCCUAAAUUAAGCAAUCGCCUUUUCUACCGCCUAAUUUCACAACGCUUCUAUUGGAAAACUUAAAAAAAAGAUUUGUUAAAAUGUCUGUCAGCAAACUAAAUCCCCGGGAAUCUGGCGAACAUAUUGUUAAGCAUGCCCAGCAUGUGCGUGUUCUUCCAGCUGGUAUUGAAAAACUAACCCAGGAAAUCGUAAAUGGUCUAAAAGAAAGGCGCAUUUCUGUGGAAAACUUUUCGCAGCACGAACUGCAUCCUAACCCGAACUCUAAUCAGGAGGAUAAUUCGGGAGCAGCUGAUUGGGUGUUUGUGCUAGACACCCUUAACUUUUGCUUUUGGACACCCAAUAACUACACCAAAUACAAGGUCGAAGGUUAUACCGGCUACUUUGCUCUAUGUGCAGCUGUUAAGAGAGCAAUCAAAGAAGGUGUGGAUGUGAUCAAUCCCAAAUUCUACUCUAAGAUUGAUCUAGAAACCCUGGAGAACAUUUUCCGUUCUGACGACGGGGAGACCAAGAUUCCGCUGAUCCAAAAGCGCUUAGAGGCGCUUCAUGAAGUGGGAAAAGUUUUAAUCGAGAAGUAUAAUGGCAGUUUUGAGAACCUGAUCAAGGCAGCCGAUAAAUCAGCGGUACGACUGCUGGAACUCAUUGUGGAGGAGUUUGCCUGCUUUCGGGAUGAGGCGGAAUUCGCUGGGAAGCGCGUUUCCAUCCUGAAGCGAGCACAGAUCCUGGUGGGCGAUGUAUGGUCCUGCUACAGAGGCCGACUUGGCUACUUCAAGGAUAUCGAACAGAUAACGAUGUUUGCCGACUACCGCAUUCCCCAGGUGCUGGUCCACUUUGGCAGUCUGGAGUACACCAACGAGCUAAUGGAGUUCCUAAAAUCCGAUACCCUCUUGGAGAACGGCGAUCCCCGGGAGGUGGAGAUACGCGGUGCAUCGAUAUACAUCAUUGAACAGGUCAGGGAUGCUGUGGUGAAGAUACUCCAGGAGCAACACCCCGAGAUCUCGCUGGAUAAUGUUAACUCUAUUGUGAUCGAUCAGUAUCUGUGGGACUACCGGCGCCAGCAUAAUGACGAUUUGGAGCACAUUCCCUUCCACAAGGUGCUGAGCAUAUACUACUAGGCAGGGGAAGAAUACUAAAAUAAAUAAAGACGACGGAUGAGUUUGUUAAA
Molecule: messenger RNA, 1289 nt
Organism: Drosophila gunungcola (fruit fly)
Lineage: Eukaryota; Metazoa; Arthropoda; Insecta; Diptera; Drosophilidae
Product: queuosine salvage protein
Source: RefSeq, a predicted model, not a curated record